ACCACUACUACCACUACUACUACCCCUACUACUACUACAACCACCACCACAUCUACUACCACCACUACCACUACUACCACUACUACCACUACUACUACCCCUACUACUACUACAACCACCACCACAUCUACUACCACCACUACCACCACUACCACUACUACCACUACUACUACCCCUACUACUACUACAACCACCACCACGUCUACUACCACCACUACCACCACUACCACCACUACCACCCCCACAACAACAACAACAACGCCAACUACUACUACUACUACAACCAUCACCACAACAAUGCCAAGUACUACUACAUCAACAACAACAACUACUUCUACUACUACUAUCACUACAACUACCACCACCACCACCACCACAACAACAACAACAACAACUACUACUACUACUACUACCACCACCACCACAUCAACAACAACAACUUUAACUACUACAACUACCACCACCACCAUACAACCACCCGCGAUAACAACAACAACAGCAACGGUCAGCACAACUUCUAUCUCAUCUUCGACUACAGAAGGGUUUGAUGCCGCUGACUACUACUACCAGUACUACGACAUGUAUUUUGACGAAGCCAAUGUGCCCCCCAUGGCAGCUAAUAGUACCGACGAAUAUGAGUUCUACACGGAUGUUUUCUAUACUGACCAGAAGAAUUUCGGCUUAAAAGUGUUCAAAAACGCCCAUAGCAACACAUUUAAUGAUUCGUUUGAUUUAGACGCUGUGAAAAGCAAGUACCUUAAUCCUGAUGGAUCCGUGAAAAGCAGAGUGAAAAGGCAGGCCCUCAACCCAUCAUAUAAGGGGAGGCCUUUGCCAAAAGUGGUGGGCAUUCUUGAUCGAAGAGCCCCAGUGUCGUUCCGUCGCAGUGGAUUUGUGGCAAUCAAUCUGGGAACAUUUACAAUUAUUUCCGCUGGAUCUCUAGGAGCAAGUCUGACCGCGGCUGCUGCGGCUGUGGCCGCCGGGGCAGGCAAUGUUGCAUCCGCGAUAACCAAUGUUGUAAACACUCCGUUGGUGACUGUCGGGGUUGGCGGGGGUGGGGGUGCCGGUUCCACUUCCACGUCGGGAUCCUUCCUGAACAGUUUGAGCACUUUCCCCUUCUUCCAAUUGGGCGGAAUCUCCGGCCAUGCCAUCAUUCAUCUGAUCCUCAUCGCGUUCCUCCUGUAUGUGUCCAUUAUCCUAUGGACUGACGGCGAUCUCUUGGCGGAAGGCGUCUUCAAUUUCCUGACCCGUGGAGGUAGAAAUGUCUUCCAAAACAUUCGUCGGAAUGUGCACGACGACAUACAAUACAAUGGUGGAUUCAUGGGCACCAUUUCUCGCGUUUGGGGGUCCAUCACCGAUUGGAAGGUGCCCUCAGUUCUGAGGCCUCGACCACCGUCCUACUUAAGUUCAAGACCGCAUCGGCCCUAUCGGCCACAGAGGCCAGAUCGGCCACCUCCCCCUUCAAUUUCCUCCCCUCCCACCCCCUCCACAGUACCCCCAGCCACGUUGCCGAGUUCCUUUUUGCACAAUUACCACUUUGCAGAGGACACCUCGCCAGCUAGUCAGUGGAAGAAGCACAUCCGGCGAAAGCCGGCCUCCCGUUCGGGGCAUUUCAGGUCACAAAGGCCGCAUGAAACCCAUCACACGUCGGCCUUCGCCCGGCGGCGAACUCAGGUGUGGAAGCGCCAAGGCCGGUUGGACCAAGGCUUUGCUUGGGAGCAACCCGUGGCCAACGUCAUAAUCAAACGUGCAUGCGAUUCCUUUGGCCAUGCUCUGAACCUCCGGUUCGUUUCCCCCUCCUCGGAAGAUCUAGAGGAGGAGGCGGUGGCGGCCACGGUGUGCUAA
Molecule: messenger RNA, 1842 nt
Organism: Tigriopus californicus
Lineage: Eukaryota; Metazoa; Arthropoda; Copepoda; Harpacticoida; Harpacticidae
Source: RefSeq, a predicted model, not a curated record